Trichomonas vaginalis G3 is the source of this 720-nucleotide messenger RNA. RefSeq names its product cysteine S-palmitoyltransferase protein. Gene Ontology annotation, molecular function: protein-cysteine S-palmitoyltransferase activity. Gene Ontology annotation, cellular component: endoplasmic reticulum; Golgi apparatus. The coding region runs from base 1 to 720 and encodes 239 amino acids. The record is from RefSeq and is a predicted model, not a curated record. The transcript has a single exon. Gene Ontology annotation, biological process: protein targeting to membrane; peptidyl-L-cysteine S-palmitoylation. Lineage: Eukaryota; Parabasalia; Trichomonadida; Trichomonadidae.
AUGAGGUUAGCACCAUUCCGUCUUAUUUUGCUUCCUCAACGAAUAAUGCUAUUCCUCGUAUAUGCUGGAAUGAACUAUUACGUAUAUCAUUACUUUAUUAGUCCUUCCAGCUAUAUCUUCAAAGAAUUAAGUUUAAUAACUGCAAUAAUUUGGUCUAUAAUUUCAUUUAUGUUUUUAUGGAGUUAUAUAAUUGUUUGUUGGAUAGAUGCUGGAUCAACUAUUUCCCUAAUUAAAAAUAUUAAACCACACGAAAAAGAAAAAUACGAAUUCCUCACAAGUGAAAAGUUAAACAAAUGCGAGAAAUGCAAUUUACCAAAGACAGAAAGAACUCAUCACUGUUCCAAAUGUAAUUUAUGCUACUACAAAUUUGAUCACCACUGCCUCAUUAUUGGAAAUUGCAUUGGUUUUCAUAAUUCUCAAGCAUUUGUUAUUUUCUUAGUAUACGGUACAUUAUCUUGGCUCUUCGCCGGAAUCAUUACAUUUUUCUCCAAGAGCUACUACAAUGGAUUCAACUCAACAGAUUCGUUUGUCAUUACAUUAGGUUUUGCUUGCUUAUUUAUUUGCAAUUUUAUUUUCGCAAAAUUAUCUUACGAAGAUUAUACACAGAAUAGAACAGCAUACGACCGUGUUACACAUCGCAAAUAUUCAGUAAAAAGACUGAAAUUAAAAUACCCUUUCCCAAUAUACAAAAUACUUCCAGAUUUAGAUGAAAGAAUAUAA